Molecule: messenger RNA, 1583 nt
Organism: Neomonachus schauinslandi (Hawaiian monk seal)
Lineage: Eukaryota; Metazoa; Chordata; Mammalia; Carnivora; Phocidae
Gene: SLC35D2
Product: solute carrier family 35 member D2
Exons: 12
Coding region: 21-1031 (336 amino acids)
Cellular component (GO): Golgi apparatus
Molecular function (GO): antiporter activity; GDP-fucose transmembrane transporter activity
Source: RefSeq, a predicted model, not a curated record
GCGGCGGGUGGCCGCGGGACAUGACGGCGGGCGGCCAGGCCGAGGGCGCGGACCGGGACCCCGCCUCCGCGCGGCUGCCCUCCCGGGUGGCCAAGCUGCUGUCGGCGCUCUUCUACGGGACCUGCUCCUUCCUCAUCGUGCUGGUCAACAAGGCGCUGCUGACCACCUACCGAUUCCCAUCACCAAUUUUUCUUGGAAUUGGACAGAUGGCAGCUACCAUAAUGAUACUGUAUGUAUCCAAACUAAAUAAAAUAAUUCACUUCCCUGAUUUUGACAAGAAAAUUCCUGUGAAGCUGUUUCCUCUGCCUCUCCUCUAUGUUGGAAACCACAUAAGUGGAUUAUCAAGCACAAGUAAAUUAAGCUUGCCGAUGUUCACCGUACUCAGGAAAUUUACCAUUCCACUCACUUUACUCCUGGAAACCAUCAUACUUGGGAAACAGUAUUCCUUGAACAUCAUCGUCAGUGUUUUUACCAUCAUACUUGGGGCUUUCGUAGCAGCUGGUUCUGACCUUGCCUUUAACUUGGAAGGCUAUAUUUUUGUAUUCCUGAAUGAUGUCUUCACAGCAGCAAAUGGAGUUUAUACCAAACAGAAAAUGGACCCAAAGGAGUUGGGUAAAUAUGGAGUGCUUUUCUACAAUGCCUGCUUCAUGAUUAUACCAACUCUUAUCAUUAGUGUCGCUACUGGAGACCUUCAACAGGCUGCUGAAUUCAAUGAAUGGAAGAAUGUUCUAUUUAUCAUACAGUUUCUUCUUUCCUGUUUUUUGGGGUUUCUGUUGAUGUACUCCACAGUUUUGUGCAGCUAUUACAAUUCGGCCCUCACAACAGCAGUGGUUGGAGCCAUCAAGAAUGUUUCCAUUGCCUACAUUGGAAUGUUAGUUGGUGGAGACUACAUUUUCUCUGUGUUAAACUUUGUAGGGUUAAAUAUUUGCAUGGCAGGGGGCUUGAGAUAUUCCUUUUUAACUCUGAGCGGCCAAUCAAACCCUAAACAACCUGUGGAUGAAGAAAACAUUCCUCUGGAUUUGAAGAGUUAGAAUCUGAGGCAGGAUUGCCGCCUGGGAACAUGGGGGCGGGGGGGGGCAUUCCCCGCUGUAGGAAUGUGAAGCCAGAUGUUCUGGUCACCGACAGCACAAAGCCCCCUGGUUAAAGCACAGCAGGAAUGUCUGCUGGCUGCGAAGAGAACCUACCUCAGAUACUACUGCACAGUGAGCCAUCCUUAGCCCCGAGAAGCGUAUUUGGGCAAAGCCUUACCAUCUGAAAGUGCAUCUUUCAGAGGAGACCAUUGAUUAAAGGGAUCGUAACCGAGUGCGGGCAGAGCCCUGACCGUUUGGUCACCCAGCCACAUCUCUGAGCUGUUGUUCUGCAGUUGCGUUGAAGAGGAUGGAAAUGGCCAAUGGUGUGAGAGUGAUUAUUAUCAGCACCUUGGCCUUCAUUUCAAGGAUCCCAGCCAAAGCGAAGUGCCAGUGAGAACCAUUUUCUUUUCAAUUUAAGCAAACAGGUCUUUAUUUUAAUAAAAUUAGCCAAUUAACUGCAAGUUAUUUGUUAGCUCUCAUUUGAUCAUAUAUGUUGGUAUCUUUUCCCAAUCA